CAUGGUGCUGUGUUUCGGAGUAACAAGUAUUUUCGUUCCUCACUUGCCUGUGACUUCCUGGAUGUAGGGUGGCAGAAGGUGGCGAGAUGUUUAGUAGAUGCUGACAUCACUCUGCUUCCUGGAGAUCUCGGUCACAACGGCAGCAGUAAGGGAAGGUUGUAUGAAGCUUACGGUUUAUGUGCAUUAUAGCUGCAUUGGAAACGAAUCAGAGAGGGGAAUUUGGAUUUGGCGAUAAAGGCGAAAGUAACUAUACUCUACUUUGGAUAUUAAGGGAUUAAGACAGAGGGAUCGCACCACUAACAAUACAAAACGAACAAAUUAAAACGUGGUGGCUCAAAAUUAUCUUCACUUUUAAAGAAGUUCAUACUAUAAACAUAUGGAGCAAGUCUGUAAACAAUUCAGGGGAUUCAGAGUUUACCAGAUGUGAGCAGUAUGGAUCUUGGUAGCUGACUUGAUGAUAAUUCAUUUCCUAAUUUUGCAAGGGAACUCAUUAACAACUUUGGCUUAUAAUAUCUUUCUCUCUUCAGUGCUCUGUUUGGACAUUUGAAAGAUAUCACUGGUGUAAAAUAAUCUCUGAAGAAACUGCUCAAAACCAAUAAAAUUUGGAGGAGUUCUAUUCCUUUGGAUUGCUACGAAUUUCUGCUGUUUUCAUUUUGUUUAGAGAGGCAUUUUUCUUCUGUGGACAUCGGUUUUCUUUCAAGACGAAAGUGUGUCUGAGGUGAUCUUAAAAACACAGAGAACUUCAUUUGCUUCUUCAUGCAGGAAGAGUGGGGUGCAAUUGUCUGCGAAUGGGAUGAGCGUGCCACCACUAGCUUCCAACAGACUGGAUUUUAUUUGCUAAAGCAGCUAAGCUGGGGCUUUUCUUGUCAAUGGUGAUGCUUCCUUUUUCCAAGUCCCCUGUCUGAGUUUGCACUCCUUGAAAAAUUGAUCAAAGUGGAGUACCGUAAACUUGACAUGGAUAACAAGAAGAAGGACAAGGACAAACCGGAUGAUAGAAUGGCAAGGCCUGGUGGCCGACCUGGUGGGACUCCUCGUGGCCCUGGAGCUUCUAAUUCUGGAGUUUUAAUGGUUGGACCCAAUUUUAGGGUUGGAAAAAAAAUAGGAUGUGGUAAUUUUGGAGAACUGAGAUUAGGAAAAAAUUUGUACACAAACGAAUAUGUGGCAAUCAAACUGGAACCAAUGAAAUCAAGAGCUCCUCAGUUACAUUUGGAAUACAGGUUCUAUAAACAGUUGGGAUCUGGAGAUGGCGUACCUCAGGUGUACUAUUUUGGCCCUUGUGGGAAAUACAAUGCUAUGGUGCUAGAACUACUGGGACCUAGUUUGGAAGACUUGUUUGACCUCUGUGAUAGGACAUUUACCCUAAAAACAGUACUUAUGAUAGCCAUACAGCUAAUUACCCGCAUGGAAUAUGUACAUUCAAAGAACUUGAUAUACAGAGACGUAAAACCAGAAAAUUUUUUAAUAGGACGACCAGGAAGCAAAAACCAACAUGUUAUCCAUAUAAUAGACUUUGGUCUGGCAAAGGAAUAUAUAGAUCCAGAAACAAAAAAGCACAUACCUUACAGAGAACAUAAAAGCCUUACAGGGACAGCUAGAUAUAUGAGCAUUAGCACGCAUUUAGGAAAAGAACAAAGUAGAAGAGAUGAUCUAGAAGCAUUAGGACAUAUGUUUAUGUAUUUUCUUCGAGGUAGUCUUCCUUGGCAAGGUUUGAAGGCUGAUACAUUAAAAGAAAGGUACCAGAAAAUUGGAGACACCAAGCGAGCAACACCAGUAGAAGUGUUAUGUGAAAACUUUCCAGAAGAAAUGGCUACAUAUCUACGAUAUGUAAGAAGAUUGGACUUCUUUGAAAAACCAGACUAUGAUUACUUAAGGAAACUUUUUACAGAUCUGUUUGACCGAAAGGGAUAUAUGUUCGAUUAUGAAUAUGACUGGAUUGGCAAACAGUUGCCUACACCCGUGGGUUCUAUACAUGCAGAUCCUGCACUGUCAUCAAAUCGAGAACCACACCUGCACAGGGAUAAAACGCCACAAACCAAAAAUCAGUCGACAGACCACAGGGCAGCUUGGGACUCCCAACAAGCCAAUCCCCAUCACUUGAGAGCUCACCUAGCAGCUGACAGACAUGGUGGCUCGGUACAGGUGGUUAGUUCAACAAAUGGCGAACUCAACACAGAUGACCCAACAGCAGGACACUCAAAUGCACCUAUCACAGCCCCCCCUGAAGUAGAAGUAAUGGAUGAGACAAACUGCCAGAAAGUAUUGAACAUGUGGUGCUGCUGUUUUUUCAAGCGGCGAAAAAGGAAAACUAUUCAGCGGCACAAAUGACUCUGGAAACGGACAGACCAUGGGGAAUUGCUUACCUGUUCAUCUGCUGUCUCGUGAUGACAAACUCAUCUCUGCAGUGACCACAGAUGUUUUUAAAGGACUCCCUUUUUAAAGAUAUAUUAAUGCCCAGUACAUUGUUUUGUCUUUCAUUGUCAUUUUCUUUGUUUCUUCCAAGUCUUCUUGAAGCUUUAAUAACUUGUUCAUUUACCAUGCCAAUUCUUUAUUGAGAAUCAUUGAAAAUUGACUGGUGGUGCAAUAUAAAUUGGGACUGAGUACCCAGGCUUCAUGCAGUCAUAAUUGGAAUUCAUCCCAUCUCUUACUCCUCCUUAAAACAGACAAAAAACGAAACUGUGGCAUUUGAAAAGGCAGUGAAGCCAGACAUGCAAAGGCAUAGUAGAUGCAUCAACUGUUCUGAGAUGCAGAGUUGUCUUCUUCAAAAUGACCAUUCCACUGGGAGAACUGUGGGUCCAGACACUGCAGAGGACUACAAUUUUGCUGAAAGAGGAUUCCAUUUUUUUUUAUUUGGUUAUAUUUUUCUGUGUCUUUUCUUUGUGUGUGCAACACCCGCACUGAUGUUCAGUAUUGCUGGUUGGUACUGCCUUCGAGUGUGGUGUUAACAUUCCUGCUCCAUGAUUCCACAGUGCAGUCACUGUCAAGAGGUACUAACGAAUGAGCUGAGUGGCAGUGGUCAAAGUGCAUGUAAAUGCCGUGAGACAGCCCUAGACUUCAUGUUCAUUGUAAAACCUGAAUUUGAUGUACCUCUACUGGAGAUGCAGUGUAAUAGAAGCAGCAGCAUGUGCUUGUGUAAUAUUACAGAAUGUUUGUAUACUGUAAUUUGUGCUUCCUGGACAUUUGUUGCACAGCAAGUAAAAGACUGAAGGUGCGUCAAGUGUUGGGUCCCGAAGAUGUAGGAACACACUACAAGAAUGACAUUUGGACAGUCAGCAGAGGUGGAACAGUAGCAUAAUGACUCUUUGCUUUAAGCAGUGCAGCUGUGGAAUGUAAGACCAAAACACUUAAGUGGAUUGAAGUCUGUUGCUGGUCAACAUUGACACCCUUCUUUUGCUGACAGUUGGAUGUGCCAUCAGAUGGUAUUUAAUCUGCUUGUAAAAUAUUUUGCGCUUAGGUGAGAAAGCAGUGGAGAUGGGUCUGAUUAUACUGCUUUCUUGCAUAUAUUAGCUGUGGUACCUUAAAAUCCUCCUGUGAUUCUUUGGAACAUUCUUACCUUCACUGUAAUGUUGCAGCUGUUAUAGCAUUUAAUGGAAGCUAUAGGUCAGGUACUUUUUCCCACAGUCCCUUGAAGUGCCUGCAUUAUGAACACACCAGCUGUUCUACAAUAAAGGCGACUCAUUCCACAUUUUCAGGUUUAUUCAAGUUGAACAGUAAUGAGAAAGGUAUGCAUUGUCAGAAAUACGAGUUUGAAUUCACAUUUCAGGCGAAGUACCAUGGUUACGUGAAGAAUUUGUACAAAGCAGCAGUCACUAGAAAAUAACAGUGCCCUUUUGUAUACCUAUAACCUAGUUCAUAAAAGGUUAUUUGCACUUCUGUGUUUCUGUAUGCUGGUGCUGCUGUUCACAUUUUGUUAUUAUUCACAUUUUGCACAGUCUGGUGAGAUUCGAGUCUGUGCAAACAACUGUACCCAAGUUAAUCUUUAAAGAAUAGAUAAGUGCACACCUUUCAGUUCAUUAUUGCUCUUGGAUUACAGGGAUUUCUGUUUGUAAUCUUUUAUAAUUCUCUGUGAAAGCCAGUAUUUUGUCAUUAUUUUGAAACAUUUAAAAUCCAGGUCAGACAAUUGAAUACCCAAGUCCUAAUUACCCUUACUUGUCUUUUAGGGUCACAUAUCUGACUGCUGCAUUAUCUAUCUCACUGAUUUUUUAGACACACUUGCUCAAUUCAGAUUUUCCAUAGGAUGUUAAGAUUUGUAGUAUAUAAUUUGAUCAGAUUUGUUGCUUGGUAAAUAGUGUAUUGUGUGUUAAAAAUGAUGUGCUCAGUGUUUUGAGCACUUUAACAGUGGAAGGGAUUGACCACACCAAUGUGAAAACUACCAUCUCUGCAGUAUUUGACCAAAUGUUUAAUUUUCAUCCAUAUUGUAUGUAUAUACACACUGUAUGAUGUUCUUAACAUAAGUACAUUUGUUUUCUUCUUAAUAGUUCCCCUUUUUCCUGUGUGUACAGUGUUUAUAAACUUGACUCAUCACAGAAAAGAAAUGUAUAGUAAUCUGAUUAAGGACUUGAAUAUUUGGGGAUUUUUUUCCUUUCAUUCAAUUUUUUUUUUCAUUUCAUCUCUGCUUUGUACAAGGCCAGUGCAUAUACUUUUGCUGUUGAGCAAUAUUGGAAGUGCUACAUUUAAUAUCUAGGAAGAAAAUUCUUUCUAGUAGCACAUACUGGCCAGUACUGAGUAAUGCAGUAAUUUGUAAAUUACGUCCACAUUUUUCUCUUCUUUUUGUCAUGUUCAUACUAAUGAAGUCCUUGUUGCCUGAAUCUCAGAAUACAGAAAUAAAUCCCUGUUUAAAAUAUGUAACUCCGAACAAAAAAUAAAAAAAAGUAGUUUUUUUAA
Protopterus annectens (West African lungfish) is the source of this 4881-nucleotide messenger RNA. RefSeq names its product casein kinase 1 gamma 3 (gene CSNK1G3). Lineage: Eukaryota; Metazoa; Chordata; Ceratodontiformes; Protopteridae. The record is from RefSeq and is a predicted model, not a curated record. Gene Ontology annotation, biological process: positive regulation of canonical Wnt signaling pathway; peptidyl-serine phosphorylation; endocytosis. Gene Ontology annotation, cellular component: cytoplasm; nucleus; plasma membrane. Bases 955 to 2325 code for a protein of 456 amino acids. The transcript has 17 exons. Gene Ontology annotation, molecular function: protein serine/threonine kinase activity; ATP binding.